Molecule: messenger RNA, 546 nt
Organism: Dichotomopilus funicola
Lineage: Eukaryota; Fungi; Ascomycota; Sordariomycetes; Sordariales; Chaetomiaceae
Exons: 4
Coding region: 1-546 (181 amino acids)
Source: RefSeq, a predicted model, not a curated record
AUGGCUGCUAAGAUCCUCAGCACCAUCCUCGCUCUCGGCGCUGCCGCCGGCGUUAACGCCCUGGUCCUCGGCGGGGGUAACAACCAUGGUAAUGAUAACAUGACGGCUGAGGCUAAGACUGUCUUGGUCGACGGCGGCCCUGGUAGUGAUGUGGCUACUCCCGGUGGUGGGGAUAUAGAGGGGGGGUUUGUUGAUCAUUGUCUCCUCUUCCUAAUCGGCACCCACGGCGAGAUAGCCGGCCGCCUAAUCGGCGACUGUGGCGACCACAUCGACGAGCAGACGCACAAUGUCUGGCUGGGCUUGAACCAGUGCCUGGGCUUGAGCGAUGGGGAUGCUGUUGUUUGGAGGAAGGACGGCAACCUCUUCGAUUCCUCGUGUACCUGCACAGCCCGCCACUGGAAUACACAGGUUAUUGAGUGUUCUUGCCCUAAUAGAAAUGGCAUGGGCACUGUUUCGUCGUCUUUGGACUUGAACGAGGGCAUCAGCUACAACAUGGACUUCCAUGCCCUGUCGUGCUUUGGCUAUAUCGGCUCGAUCAGCGAGUGA